Erpetoichthys calabaricus (reedfish) is the source of this 4534-nucleotide messenger RNA. It is a transcript of the gene piwil2, whose product is annotated as piwi-like RNA-mediated gene silencing 2. Gene Ontology annotation, cellular component: P granule. NCBI's taxonomy places the organism in Eukaryota, Metazoa, Chordata, Cladistia, Polypteriformes, Polypteridae. The transcript is spliced from 21 exons. The record is from RefSeq and is a predicted model, not a curated record. Gene Ontology annotation, biological process: regulatory ncRNA-mediated gene silencing. Gene Ontology annotation, molecular function: protein binding; piRNA binding. The coding region runs from base 5 to 4264 and encodes 1419 amino acids.
UGUAAUGGAUCCAAGCAACCUGGGAUUCAGAGGACAACAAAGAAAGGAUGGGGGCCCACACUCGCCCCCAAAAGAAGUGGAACCUGGGCAUGGAAGAGGCCUUGCGCUUUCAAAACAUGCAGAAGGUGGAAUUGGCAGAGGCUUUAAAACUUCAAAAGAAUGUGUUACGGAGCAUGCCAGGGAACUGCAGCUAACUGCACCCAAGGGUCCUGGAGAAGGUUUUAAGUAUGCUAGAGAAUCAGAGUUACAGCGUCGGAGGGAGCCCUCCAGGAAUUUACCACUAUUUUUACAGACAUCCCUUGGAGUACGUGGCCUUAGCUAUGCUCGGUCCCUGCAGCAGCCCUCCACAGAGCCUGGCCUUGGCCAUGCCUGGUCUCUGAAGCUUUCACAUGAAGAUCCUGGCCCCGGUGGUGGCCUGCCAUGGCACCGAUCUCCUGAAGAGCCUGGUCUGAGAGGCACCCAGGCCCUGCAGCCGCCCUCUGAGGAGCCCGUUCUGGGCCCCGCCCGUUCUCUGCAGCCGCCCUAUGAGGAGCCCGUCUUGGGCCCCGCCCGUUCUCUGCAGCCGCCCUCUGAGGAGCCCGUCCUGGGCCGCGCCCGUUCUCUGCAGCCGCCCUCUGAGGAGCCCGUCCUGGGCCGCGCCCGUUCUCUGCAGCCGCCCUCUGAGGAGCCCGUCCUGGGCCGCGCCCGUUCUCUGCAGCCGCCCUCUGAGGAGCCCGUCCUGGGCCGCGCCCGUUCUCUGCAGCCGCCCUCUGAGGAGCCCGUCCUGGGCCGCGCCCGUUCUCGGCCACCAGCCUCUGAGGAGCCCGUCCUGGGCCGCGCCCGUUCUCGGCCACCAGCCUCUGAGGAGCCCGUCCUGGGCCGCGCCCGUUCUCGGCCACCAGCCUCUGAGGAGCCCGUCCUGGGCCGCGCCCGUUCUCGGCCACCAGCCUCUGAGGAGCCCGUCCUGGGCCACGCCCGUUCUCGGCCACCAGCCUCUGAGGAGCCCGUCCUGGGCCGCGCCCGGUCUCGGCAGCCGCCCUCUGAGGAGCCCGUCCUGGGCCGCGCCCGGUCUCGGCAGCCGCCCUCUGAGGAGCCCGUCCUGGGCCGUGCCCGGUCUCGGCAGCCUCCCUCUGAGGAGCCCGUCCUGGGCCGCGCCCGGUCUCGGCAGCCUCCCUCUGAGGAGCCCGUCCUGGGCUGCGCCCGGUCUCGGCAGCCUCCCUCUGAGGAGCCCGUCCUGGGCCGCGCCCGGUCUCGGCAGCCUCCCUCUGAGGCGCCCGUCCUGGGCCGCGCCCGGUAUUGGCAGCCGCCCUCUGAGGAGCAUGCCCUGGGCCGCGCCCGGUCUUUUCAGCUGCCACAAAAAGAGUCCUACCUGACCCACACCCAGCUCCUGAAGCCAUUUCCCAAACAGCCUGGUCUCGGUGGCACUCAGUCCCAGCAGCCGUUUCUUGAAGAGCUCACCCUGGGCGAUUCCCAGCCCUUCCAGCUGGCCCCUGAAGCUCCUGGCCCAGGCCGGGCCCAGUUCCUACAGACACCACCUGAAGAGGUUGACCGGAGCCAUGUGACUAUUGGCUCAACCCUGCCAUCAUGCCCUGAAGCACCCAGCAGCCUGGGUCGUGCCCAUCCCCUAUUGCCACACCUGAAAGAGCCCAGUCUGGGCCGUGUCUGGCCCCAACAAUUUUCUGAAGAAACUGGCCAGGGCCGUUCCAGGGGCUUGGUAUUAUCUGUUCCAAAAACUGCAGCACCCCAAAGUUCUACAAUAACACCAAGUUCUUUGUCAGGAGUCACAGAGGCCCCCCCACCCAAGUUGGAGUCCCCAUGUUCAGUUUCCCCACUGAUUACAAUGUUCCAGAGUAUUGGGCUUGCCACAGAAGAAAUAAACAAAUUUGGAGGAGCUGAAUUAACAGCUGGAGGUUCACGGAGCAGAGGUGACCCAGGAAAUAUACCAGUUGAAGUUGCAGGGCAGCAUUCUGAAGAAAUCUUAACAGAAGGUGACAGAAUGCGUGUAAAGAAGCAAGGCCUUAAGGGGAACCCUUUAACACUUGGGUUCAAUUACAUUGAAAUCAGCUGCAGAAAUGAAGCAGUCUUCCAGUAUCAUGUGACAUUCAGCCCAGCUGUUGAAUCUAGAUCCAUGCGGUUUGGGAUGCUGAAAGAACAUAGUUCUAUCAUUGGAAGUGUCACAGCUUUUGAUGGGUCUAUCCUGUAUCUUCCUAUUCAGCUGAAAGAGGAGGUUGACUUACAAUGCACAAGAAAAACUGACAAUGCGGAAAUCAGUCUGAAGAUAAAGAUGACAAGCAUCCUUCCACCCAACUCGAAUCUUUGCAUUCCAUUCUACAAUGUUGUGUUGAGGAGAGUAAUGAAGAUACUGGAUUUCAAACUAAUUGGAAGGAACCAUUAUGACCCAAAACGUGCUGUUGUUCUAGGAAAACAUAGAUUACAGAUAUGGCCUGGAUAUUCUGCAUGCAUAAAGCGUACUGAUGGAGGACUGUACCUGACAGUUGAUAUUUCCCAUAAAAUCCUCCGAAAUGACUCCGUUUUAGAUGUCAUGAAUAUGAUUUACCAAAAUGGUAAAGAAAACUUUCAGGAUGAAUGUAUGAAGGAAUUGAUUGGCUCCAUUGCCCUUACCCGAUAUAACAAUCGUACUUAUCGUAUUGAUGACAUCAACUGGAACAUGAGUCCCAAAGACAAAUUCACUCUUUUCAAUGGAACAGAGACCACUUUUGUCGAGUAUUACAGGAAAAAUUAUGGAAUAACAAUUAAGGAGUUAGAUCAACCUUUAGUAGUCCAUCGUCCAAAAGAAAGGUCCGGGGUUUCUGGAAAGACUCUUGCUGGUGAAAUCCUCUUGAUACCAGAACUGAGUUUCAUGACUGGAAUUCCUGAAAAUUUGAGGAAAGAUUUCAGGUCAAUGAAGGAUUUAACUAUGCACAUUAAUGUGAGUGGAGAACAGCAUACAAACCAGUUACGACAACUCCUUAAAAAUAUCAAUACUAAUGAGGCGGCGAUAAAUGAGCUUGAUGGCUGGGGUCUCGCUAUUAAAACUAAUAUUCUAAUGGCAGAAGGAAGGAAUUUACCUGCAGAAACUAUCUAUUUGCAGUCAAGUGCUUUUAAAACCUCUCCUGAAGUCAGCUGGACUAGAGAAAUUGGGCGGGAUCCAACACUUACCUGUGUUCCUUUAACUUGUUGGGGAAUCUUUUAUCCCCGACGCUGUUUUGACCAAGCAGAAGAACUCAUAAAUACAUUUGUUAAAGUAGCACACCCAAUGGGGCUAAAGCUAGAACGACCAGUCCGUAUAGAGUUAAAGGAUGACCGCACAGAGACCUACUUAAAAAUCAUCCAUUCACACCUUGUUAGUGAGCCAAAUGUCCAGAUGAUAGUUUGUAUUCUCACUGGAAACAGAGAAGAUUUGUACAGUGCCAUUAAAAAGCUAUGCAGUGUUCAAUCCUCUGUACCCUCACAGGCUAUUAAUUUAAGAACCAUCUCUCAGCCUCAGAAGCUGAGGGCUAUUGCCCAAAAGAUACUUCUUCAGAUUAACUGCAAAUUGGGUGGAGCUCUAUGGAGUGUUGCAGUUCCUUUGAAACGAUUUAUGAUAAUAGGAGUGGAUGUUCAUCACGACACAACCAAAGCAAAUCGAUCAGUUUUAGGAUUUGUUGCAAGUCUCAAUAGCUCUCUGACUAAAUGGUAUUCACGGGUGGGUUUUCAGAUGCCAAAUGAAGAGCUUAUUGAUGGGUUUAGAGUCUUACUUUUGGCAUCUCUUCAGACAUAUCAUAAGGAAAAUCACUUUCUUCCUGACAAGAUAAUUAUAUAUCGUGAUGGAGUAUCUGAUGGCCAACUAAAUGCAGUACAGCAAUAUGAAAUACCACAGCUAUUGAAAUGCUUCAAAACCUUUCCCCAGUACGAACCAAUGCUCGUUUUCAUAGUUGUCCAAAAGAGAAUAAACACAACUCUGUAUUCUAUGGAAGGAGAGAAGUUUGGCGUCCCCCCUCCUGGAACUGUCCUUGACCAUACGAUUACUUCAAGUGACUGGGUUGAUUUCUUCUUACUGUCUCAUCAUAUUCGUCAUGGAUGUGGUUUUCCUACUCACUAUAUCACACUUUACAAUACUGCCAACCUCACCCCAGACCAUUUGCAAAGACUAACCUAUAAGAUGUGCCACAUGUAUUGGAAUUGGGCAGGGACCAUUAAAGUACCAGCGCCAUGUAAAUAUGCCCACAAGCUGGCUUUCCUCUCCGGGAAGGUCUUGCACAGUGAACCGUCAAUACAUCUAGCCGACAGACUUCAUUUUUUGUAGAUCUUUGCUAUUAAGAAUUUACUAUUCUUUGAGAAGCCAGCUUUCACGGUGUACUUUUAAAAGAAUUUCAUUACUUUGUUAAUCUUGAAAAAUUGUCAAAUUGUUUCUAUAAGAUAUGUUUGUAUUUGUGAAAAAAGAGCCAUAAAUAACCAUUUUAGGUUAAAAUUGAAUUAAACUAUGUUUUUUUUUGUUGUUGUGAGGACUGUAGUUGCUACAAUUUGAUUUGGAGGAAAAAAGUUAAGAAAUAAAAAAGUUCUGUUUAAGAUUUCA